This is a messenger RNA of Pseudopipra pipra, 2741 nucleotides long. RefSeq names its product basic proline-rich protein-like. The record is from RefSeq and is a predicted model, not a curated record. NCBI's taxonomy places the organism in Eukaryota, Metazoa, Chordata, Aves, Passeriformes, Pipridae. Bases 1 to 648 code for a protein of 215 amino acids. The transcript has 11 exons.
AUGAAAUACUCAGUCGGCAUUUUGGAACCCGGGACACCUCCCCGCUCUCCGCCGCAGCCACACCGAAGGGCCCGGGACAGGCCGGGGCCGCCAUUCCCCACCGGCCACAGCCCUCACCCGGCCCGUGGUGGACACGGCUCCAGCCCCGCUCUCACCUGCCGGCUCCCACCGCUCCCGCGGCUCCCGGUUCCCGGCACUCCCGGCUCCCCGCGCAGCCCUGGGCCCCGUCGCGCGUGGCCGGCUCAGCCCGCCCGGCCGCCGCUGCUGCUGCUGCGCAGCUUCCGGCGCGCUCCCGCCGCCAUGCGGGCCCGCCCGCCCCGCUCCCGGCAGGCAGCGGGGGCGGAGCCGCUAGCGGGCGGGGUCGGGGCUGCGCCGCAGCCCUGCGAGCGGCCCCGGGGUAUUUUCCGCUCCUUCCCGCCGCGCUCCAUCGCUCAGGCGGGGCGGUGGGAGGGACGGCCUGAGGGGCCGGUCUUCCGCCGCCUCCCUGGGCGCCUGAGUGGGCAGGGCCCGGCACCUGCUUCCCCCGCCCGCCCCUCGGUCCGGGGGGUGACGCGGGGCAGCCGCAGCUCCCGGGCGGGAGGGGCGGCCCCGGUAAAGGGAGAGACGGCGCUGCCGCCGCUCCGCGCCUUGCUCGGGGCACGGAGUUGAUGAUUAACCUGCCGUUCAUUGAAUACCUACCUGGCUCAAGUCGCGCCCAGGAUGUGGUUUAACCUUGUCCGAGGUUUCGGUACCUCGGGUUUUGCCUUUCUGCCCGAAACCCUGGUGCUGCCAGUUUUGCUGCUACCGAAGCGCUGCGGGGAUGUGCAGCUCCCCGUUGAAAAUCUCUGCUGUUAAUAUCAGCCUAGACUUCGCUUUACAGUCGUUUUUAGAGGUUUGAGACUCCAGAGGUCGAGGUGAUGUGGGACUCUCGGUCUCGGCGAGCAUUUUUGCAGCAGCAGCAGCAGCAGCAGCAGCCUCGGGCUGCAGUAGCUGGCACUUGAAUCCAUGUUGGCUCCUUUUCCUCGGGCGUGAGCUGCAAGGAGCUCAGCAGCUUCGGCAUUUAGUCCCAUUUGGGGAAACGUCUGUCCUUUGUGAGGAUGCCAGUACAGUUAUAGCCACUGACACUAUACAUGACCAGAGGCUCCAGUUUCUGGCAUCUCUUUCUAUCGUCAGGAAAGUAGUUUCACACCUCGGCCAAAACUCAAACCCAGUCAUCUGCUUUUUAUAUGGCAGCAGCGCCUAGCAAGGUGUGGACACAUCUGUCUUGAUAGGAUGUCAUGAGAGCAUCUCCUUGCAAUUUGUUUCUCUUCCCUCAGACAAGGUGCCAGCACAAUGACUUGUUUCUUGGUAGUCAGUGAGAAAUUGGUGAUAAGAGAGGAAAUCUCAAAAUUACUGCUUGGAUAUAGUUCAAUUUCUUCAGAUUAUCUGUAAAUUUUCAAUAAUGGCAAUACAUUCAUUCUGCCAUUUGGAGGAGCCUGUGCCACAGAAUAAUGAUCUGAAGAAAGCUCACUUAUUUGCAAGGAAGAGUCUUCAUUUGGGAAUUAGCACCGAUGCAGCUAAGAGGUGCUUCCUCAAGUUCGGCAGAACUGUUAUUGUUUCACCUCUGGUACAUGGACAAAACUGGGUUUUCUUCACAGAUCAGGAUUCCUGUACCUGAAGAGUGAGAAGAAACCAUUUUGGUAGGUGUGGGUUGCUUGUCAGAAAUCCGUUCCAAAGCUAGAGUGCGAAGCAAGAAGGGUGCUAAUGAUGAAUAUUAAUGGAUAUCUUAAGGAUAACAAUGGACACAGCAUCUUCAAAAGCAGUGGCAUUCUGGAAUUUUCCAUGUUUAUUAUUGUCCACAUUUGAACCCUAUCCAGUUUUUUAGUACCCUUUUGGAGAAGGGGUGACCUGUACCUCAUGUGGGAUUUUCUUUUUCUGCAAUAAGCAUGUUUUUGGAGACCCUGAGAAUUUCUUAGCAUGUAAGAGGUUGUACCAGUGAAGGUACAAGGUGCAGCAACAUUUACAGGCAUGGUGAAUUGGCUGUUACACCCUCCUGAGCUGACAGAUACCCACGGGAAGGUCAUAGCUAGAGAGAAAGCAUAGACCCUUUCCUGAGGUGGAUGAAAAGAGCUGGUGUUGAAGUUUGGAUGACACGAUGCUCCGCAGUGCAGCCUAUAUUUAGACCCUAAUCCUGCCACUGGAUUUGUUCAAAUGGACCUUGAUAGCUGUGGGGCCUGACUGAGUUGAUGAGACUCCUGGAUGACUGCAAGCUCCUGCUCUGAAGAUUUGAUUGUAGGCCUGAACCUAAAUUUCUAUUUUCUUCCCCUGUCUACCUGCUUCUGAUUGAUGAAAAUUAUCCAAAAAACUGUAUUGUCUUUGAGUCUUAUGCACAUCACUUUAGUAGCAUUCAGAAGCUGUGUGCUUGGGAUGUUGUCAGACAUUGUUAAAAUAUUUCUGUUCCGUCAUGUGCAAAUAUCUCAUGAUUGUUCUGAUUGUUGUGUUAUAUUUUUACAUUUACCGUCUUCCUACCUAAAAUGGAGAUCAUCACCUGUGUUUUUGGUCAUUGUGGUAUUUCUCUUAACUCAGAUUUUUAAGUCAGAGUAACUGUUGAAACUAUUCAGAACUUUUUUCAAGAUGUGGGUAGAUCUGUUUUUUCCUUGGCGGACACAGAGUAUAUCUAUUUUAUUUUGCAAACUUAGUAGCCUCCUAGUACUGAAAGCUUUCAAUAUGAUGAUACUCUAAUGCAGAUCAAUAAAAUAAGUAGGAAAAGGCAGUAACUUUUA